This is a messenger RNA of Synchiropus splendidus (mandarinfish), 3160 nucleotides long. It is a transcript of the gene slc1a8a, whose product is annotated as solute carrier family 1 member 8a. Bases 175 to 2025 code for a protein of 616 amino acids. Gene Ontology annotation, molecular function: L-glutamate transmembrane transporter activity; glutamate:sodium symporter activity; neutral L-amino acid transmembrane transporter activity. NCBI's taxonomy places the organism in Eukaryota, Metazoa, Chordata, Actinopteri, Syngnathiformes, Callionymidae. The transcript has 12 exons. Gene Ontology annotation, cellular component: plasma membrane. Gene Ontology annotation, biological process: L-glutamate transmembrane transport. The record is from RefSeq and is a predicted model, not a curated record.
UUUAUUAUCAUCUUUGAAAAAUUAAGAGAAAUUUAUUGUGUUAUUAUUUUGUGUUUUUGAUGAAGACAUGCUCUUGUUCCAUAUUUGAUCCUUGUGUUCGUCUUGUGUACCCUGAGCUGACUAGGUAACCCUCUGAGAGCUGAGCACCUCCAGGAUCCACACAAAAGGCGUGUGAUGCGUUGGCUUCCUUCUAAGCCUCUUAGUGUAGGGAAGUGCCGUUGCCCCAAUGUCACAGGUUUGACUCGCUGCCAGAAAGACGACAAAAGACGGAGCCGAGGAGAUCCGGAGGAGAUGGAUGAGCUGCUGUUGCCAGGCACAGAGGAGGAGGCUCGCUCCGACAACAGUUCUUAUGCUCCGGGCCUGGAGGGGAAAAAGAGCAUGGGCGACCGGAUCAAGGCUUUCCUGCAGGUGACGGUGAGCAGGGAGCUGAAGAACAGCAUCAGGACCUUCUGCAAGAGGAACGGUCUCCUCACCCUAUCGGUCAUUGCUGUGCUGACCGGCUGCACCCUGGGAUUCAUGCUGAGGGGGACUCAGCUGUCCACACAGGCCAAGAUCUAUUUCUCAUUUCCUGGAGAGCUGUUGAUGAGGAUGUUGAAGAUGCUCAUCCUGCCACUCAUCACAUCCAGUUUAAUGUCAGGUUUGUCGUCCAUGGAGUCCAAAGCUUGCUGCAGGAUGGGUGUGCUGACGGUCACCUACUACCUGUGGACCACCUUCAUCGCUGUGGUGGUUGGCAUCGUGCUGGUCAUCAUCAUCAAACCCGGCGUCGGCACGGAGAUGGAGAGCAACCGCCUCGGUGGGGGACCUGUAAUGACAUCAGCAGACGCCUUGCUGGACUUGAUCAGGAACAUGGUUCCCUCCAACCUGAUAGAGGCCACAUUUCAGCAGUACAAAACAGACCUGGUCCCCAUCCUCAAAGUUCCAACCAAAACCAUUCAGCCUAACUUUGUCUAUGUGGUCCCGGACGACAGCGACCCCAAAGGUCGGACAGUCUACUUGGAGUUGACCCCACCACCGGAGGUCAUUUAUAAGACGAGUCCCGGCACAAGUCAGCAGAUGAACGUUCUCGGCAUUGUCAUCUUCUCCGCCACAAUGGGACUUUUGCUGGGCAGAAUGGGAGAGCGAGGAGCUCCACUGGUCAACGUCUGUCAGUGCAUCAAUGAGUGUGUGAUGAAAAUCAUCAACGCCGCCGUGUGGUACUUCCCCUUUGGCAUCAUCUUCCUGGUUGCCGGCAAGAUACUGGACAUGCAGGACCCGAGCACACUGGGCAAGAAGCUCGGCUGGUACGGCAUCACGGUGCUCGCCGGCCUCUUCGUCCAUGGGCUCAUCCUGCUGCCGCUCUUCUACUUCCUUCUCACCCGGAAAAAUCCCUUCACCUACAUCCGUGGUCUCCUGCAGGCCAUGGUGAUCGCUCUGGCGACCUCCUCCAGCUCCGCCACGCUGCCCAUCACCAUGAAGUGUCUGCUGGAGAACUGUCAUGUCGACCGCCAGAUCGCUCGCUUCGUGCUGCCGGUGGGCGCUACCAUCAACAUGGAUGGCACCGCUCUGUAUGAGGCUGUGGCAGCCAUUUUCAUUGCACAGGUCAACGACUAUGAGCUGGACUUUGGCCAGCUGGUGACCAUCAGCAUCACAGCCACAGCGGCCAGUAUUGGUGCUGCUGGGAUUCCACAAGCCGGCCUGGUUACCAUGGUGAUCGUGCUGACGUCUGUGGGUCUGCCAGCUGAUGACAUCACGCUCAUUGUGGCCAUCGACUGGAUACUUGACCGGUUCAGGACCAUGAUCAACGUUCUGGGCGACGCUCUGGCAGCAGGAAUCAUUGCUCACCUGUGUCGGAAAGAUUUUCCUCUCAGCGGGACAGGAAAGACCGUCCCGUCCUACGGCACCCAGAACCCUCACAACAACUCUCACAGUGUUGACGUGCCAAUGACAGAGAUUCACACACACAAGGACUGCAUGUACGAGACCAUGGGCGACUCUGUGAGCGAAAGGCAUGCGCACACCGUCUACUACAAUAUCUGUCAGGUGUGAGCAAACCAGCUCACUCGCCACAAUCCUUACCGCCGAAAUCACACGGUGCCAUCUGAUGGGACGCAGGCGUAAAAGAGACAUACCAAAGACCAGGAGCCUCUCAUUGGUGAUUUGACUUGGGGAUCGCUCAGCCGAAACCGCUGUUCUAGGAAGGAGGACCUGUUAGGCUGAUCGUUCUUCUUUCGCUAUCGAAGAGUUUGCACCAGAGGAUUAUGGGUACAUGGUGAACAGAGAAGAUUCUACAGUUUAUUUAAAGCCUUCUUUAUCUGUCUGGACUCUUGUCAGGCCGCCAUUUUCUUUUUGUUUUUUUGUUUUUUUUUAACGCCUGCUGUUUGGAAACACAUCAUCACCUCUUUUCAUUUUAAUACUUUUGGAAAGUGUAUCAUUACCAGGUCUGGAACUUGGUUCUUCAGAUACAGAACAGAAAAUCGUAUUUAUUUAUCUAGUUUGCAAUGGCAGACUGAACAUCCAACCCUGUAUCUAUAGUUCUGGCUGAAUUGAUUGUGUCAUUUGGGUCCCACCACUUGGGAGUUGCUUAAAAAAACCUAAUAUAGAUGGAAGAGGGAUUGUCCAGACAUUAUCAAACUUGCCACCACUUCCACUGCUCUGAUGCGUCCUAAAGACCCAACGUGUGGACGAUUGAACUUCCCCUGGUGCUCUGUCACCCAGGCUGGCUGGGUCACUGGCAUCUAUAGUUCAAGAGGCCGAAUGAGACGGCAACAUCGAUCCAAGUGCUCUUUGUACCUGAAAGCAUGCUGGCAUGCAAUCCUACCGGCUUCAUGUGAAGCCCUAGUGCAUUAAUGCUAUUUUUCUCUGUGUUUUUUUUACCUGAAUGUUGAACCAAGUGCAGGAAACAUUUCUUUGUUGUCAUGCCUCCAUUGGAUCUAGUUUAUCUAGAACUAGUUUACUCUGAAGACAUAGAUAUUUCACUAUCAAUCAACACUAGCUCCAUUGCCUCAAGUUGUUUACAUUGUGUGGGAUCAUUCUUAUGACCUGUUCUCCAUGAGGGCGCUAUUUUACUCUCUGUAACUGUGAUUCAUAGAUCUGCCUUAAUCUGACUUGGUUCAAUCUGAAACCUUGACGUUCACCUGCCAAGCAAAAACUUCAGCAACACACUUUUGAAUUACUCUCUAUG